AUGAAAUCCACCUAUAACACUCUGAAGGAGGAUUGGACAAUAGAUGAUAUGCUUACAAUCAUUGUUCUUGAGGAGAAUAGCACCAAAGCUUAUAAGGGUGGUGGUGUGGUUAACAUGGUCACUGUCAAGAAGCAUGAGAAUGAGGGUGCUACUAAAUGGGAAGUAAAGAAGCAACAUCAGUCUCCAAAGGACAACCAUCUUGCUGUGACUCCUACUACUAAAUUCAAGUGUUAUUUUUGCAAGAAAGAUUGUCAUAUAAAGAGGAACUGCAAGCGUUACAAGAAGUGGUUUGAGAAUAAUAAGGACAAAGCCUUUGAUGUUGCAAUCUAG
This is a messenger RNA of Prunus armeniaca (apricot), 330 nucleotides long. NCBI's taxonomy places the organism in Eukaryota, Viridiplantae, Streptophyta, Magnoliopsida, Rosales, Rosaceae. The record is from the annotation of a GenBank genome assembly.